ACGAAAUCUCUAGUUCACUGUCUCUCCACCAAUGACGUUAUUAUUAACAAUCAGAUUCAUCAUCAUCAGCUAUACAAAAUAUGAUGAUGCUCCGCAAUGCGAAACUUUUGUCCCUAUCCGCAAAAUUUCAACCGUCGUCUACAGAGCCACCGCAGAACAGCCGGAGAACCAAUAUCACCGUAGGAACUACUCUAUCGCGACGGAAUCUAAGUAAAUCCUCGUUACUUAUACUCCUAAGUACUCAAACAACUCUGACGCCAUUGCUCGAUUUCUCCAAAGCUCAAGCAGAAGAUACAACCAUUAAUAAUCCUAAUCCCUCAAAUUGCGGAAACAGAGUUCCGACUACGAAAGCGUUCAUCGACGUAUCGAUCGACGGAGAACCAAUCGGAAGGAUCAUAAUCGGAUUAUACGGAGACGAUGUGCCGGCGGGAACAGCUAGAUUCACCAGCAUCGUAAGCGGGAAAGCAGGGAUAAGUUACCGGAGAAAAGAGUUCGUGAAGAUCAUGCCAGGUUACGUUCAGCACGGCGGGAUCAGAUCGUACGGCGUUGACGCAGAGCGAGCCACCGCGGCGGUUGGGACUCUACAGAACUUAAUCGAAGAGUGGGAGAGAGGGAGGAGAGGAGCUAUAUGCAAUGAGAUUAAGGCGGGGAGUGUUGGGAUCGUUGUGAGGGAUCCGUCGAUACCGCCGCCGAAGACGAAGCUUGUGGCGAGGAAUGGGAAGCUUGCGAUGGAGGAAGAGGUUGUCGCGGUGGGACCUAACGGAACGGAGUUUGUUAUAACGGCGGUUGAUUCGCCGGAGCUGGAGGAUUCGGUGUUGGUGAUUGGGAAGGUUUUGGAAGGGAUGGGAGUUGUGGAGAAGAUUAGGGAAGUGAAGACUGUUAGGGAUAACACUUCUUCUCCUUAUUUCAGGGUGGCUAAAGUGAUCGGAGAUAAGAGAGCCGUGGUGGCGGAGAGAGGUUUCAAUCGGCCUUAUUCGAAAGUUCUUGUCACCAACUGUGGUUUGAUAGAGUCACAAACUCUAUGAAUAAGAGAGCUCAUGUUUGUAUUGGCAGAGUAUUUUUGUUGUGGGUAAUGCAAGGAAUGUUUUUAUUUUAAACUUCAACAAAACUGGUUUAACGAGAGUAGUAACCCGUUUAGGACAGCAGUCACAUUUAAAAGGUUUGUAGCCAUGAUGAAACGACAUUAUCAAUUGAGAAAUUAUAAGUGGGAUAAGAA
Molecule: messenger RNA, 1216 nt
Organism: Camelina sativa (false flax)
Lineage: Eukaryota; Viridiplantae; Streptophyta; Magnoliopsida; Brassicales; Brassicaceae
Product: peptidyl-prolyl cis-trans isomerase CYP26-2, chloroplastic
Biological process (GO): protein peptidyl-prolyl isomerization
Cellular component (GO): chloroplast
Molecular function (GO): peptidyl-prolyl cis-trans isomerase activity
Source: RefSeq, a predicted model, not a curated record